Aspergillus mulundensis is the source of this 1398-nucleotide messenger RNA. RefSeq names its product SUN domain-containing protein. The transcript has 3 exons. Lineage: Eukaryota; Fungi; Ascomycota; Eurotiomycetes; Eurotiales; Aspergillaceae. The coding region runs from base 1 to 1398 and encodes 465 amino acids. The record is from RefSeq and is a predicted model, not a curated record.
AUGAGACUCGUCUACGCUUCCGCUUUUCUCGCCGUCGCCGCCGCUGUCGAAGCCGCCCAGCACAACCAUGGCCAUUCGCAUCACCACCACGGGAAGAAGGAUGUCCAUGCGAAGAGGGGCUCCUCGUGCGCGUUCCCUACCGACGCUGGCCUGGUCGCCGUCACACCUGGUGAAAAGAACGCCGGAUGGGCCAUGAGCCCUGACCAGUCGUGUGAGCCGGGUAAUUACUGCCCGUAUGCUUGUCCCUCCGGCCAGGUGUCGAUGCAAUGGGACCCGGAUGCGACGUCGUACUCCUACCCGAUGUCGAUGAAUGGUGGUCUGUACUGCAAUGAGGACGGCGAGAUUGAAAAGCCUUUUCCCGACGAGCCGUACUGCAAGGAUGGCACUGGUUCCGUGGAGGCCGUCAACAAGUGCGGCGAUGUCGUUUCGAUCUGUCAGACCGUCCUGCCGGGUAACGAGGCCAUGCUGAUUCCCACCUUGGUUGAGAGUGUAUCCACUCUUGCUGUGCCGGAUCUCAGCUACUGGUGUGAGACCGCUGCGCACUUCUACAUCAACCCUCCUGGAAAGAGCCCUGAGACCGCCUGUGUCUGGGGUACCUCGUCGAACCCUUGGGGUAACUGGGCUGCGUACGUUGCAGGCGCCAACACUGACGGCGACGGAAACACCUUUGUAAAGAUCGGAUGGAACCCUAUUUACCUGGAACUCACGACUCCCUUCCGAAGCACGCGGCCUGAAUUUGGUGUUGAGAUAGAGUGCGAGGGCGGCGGUUGCAAUGGUCUCCCCUGCAAGAUCGACCCGGCCGAGAACGACGUCAAUGAAGUGACCGGCUCUUCAUCUGAUGGUGCCGGCGGCGCCAGCUUCUGCGUGGUUACCGUUCCCAAGGGCGAGAAGGCCAAGCUUGUUGUCUUUGACAGCUCGAGCGGCGGCGGCAGCAGUGAUGACGAGGACGAUGAUGAGGAAGAAGAAGAGGAAACCACCACCUCUUCUACUUCUACCUCCACAUCUACUAGCACCAGCACCAGCACUAGCACCUCAACCUCAACUUCAACGUCGACCUCGACGUCCACGUCCACCUCGUCCACCACCAAGUCGACCACGACCACGACCACUACGACUACCGAAAGCACGACUAAAUCCAAGACCUACUCCUCCACCGAGUCCAUCACCCCAUCCAGCUCCAGCCACGGUACCCCUUCAGGCUCUAGCAGUGCCGGCUGGCCCGACUACACCUACAAGCCGCAUGUGCUUGUUGAGACCGGCGACGGCGACGCGUUCGCCUCAUCAACCAGCGAAGCGGAAGAAGAAUCCCCCAGCCCGACGUCGGGCGCGCAACAGACCAGCCAGAAUGCGAUGAUGGCUCUGUUUGCCGUUGUUGCGAUGGCGGCAUUUACGUUCUAG